AUGGCUGUCCUACCUCAGCAGAACAUCCGAGUGUCUAUCCCAGAACCCCUGUCACCCAUCAUCACCCCUAGACUGUAUCUUCGACCCCUCGUGGACUCUGAUGCGGAGGGCUUAUUCGCCAUCCGAUCACGACCCGAAGUUGCUAGAACAAACUACCCCAAAGUCCCUCAUCGAACUGUCCAAGAGACACGGGAAUGGAUGGCCACGAAGAUCUUUACCGCGGGCCCUGAGAGUGUCCUCGGUCGUCAUUUUACUUACGUGCUCAUUGAACGCGAACUAUUGGAAAACGAGGCUCAGCCACCAGCCGCCGACAAACAGGUGAUUGGCUACAUGUGUAUCAAUCAAGUUUUUCCCAGCCCUGAGAUUGGGUAUUCCAUUCAUCCUGAUUACUGGGGCAAGGGGUAUGCGACGGAAGCUUUGUAUGGACUGCUGAAAACAUGGUGGAGUUUACCUCGUCAGCCUCAAUUGAAUUCUGCAGAAGACGGAAGUGACCCGACUGAAAAAGUUUUUGCCUUUUGCGAGAGUAAUAACGCAGGCUCGAGCAGGGUAUUGAGCAAAUGUGGAUUCAGGGUGAUUAAGCAGGUGGUGUAUGACGAGGAUGAAUUGUUGCUGUGGGAGUUAGAAAGACCAGCACAUAACCACACAUGCCCCUGA
This is a messenger RNA of Aspergillus lentulus, 654 nucleotides long. RefSeq names its product GNAT family N-acetyltransferase. Gene Ontology annotation, molecular function: acyltransferase activity, transferring groups other than amino-acyl groups. The record is from RefSeq and is a predicted model, not a curated record. Lineage: Eukaryota; Fungi; Ascomycota; Eurotiomycetes; Eurotiales; Aspergillaceae.